This is a messenger RNA of Eimeria acervulina, 2211 nucleotides long. RefSeq lists its product as hypothetical. NCBI's taxonomy places the organism in Eukaryota, Apicomplexa, Conoidasida, Eucoccidiorida, Eimeriidae. The record is from RefSeq and is a predicted model, not a curated record. The transcript is spliced from 7 exons. Gene Ontology annotation, biological process: regulation of transcription by RNA polymerase II. Gene Ontology annotation, molecular function: transcription coregulator activity. Gene Ontology annotation, cellular component: SWI/SNF complex; nucleus. The annotation marks the transcript as partial.
CGAACCACCGAGGAGACACUGCGUGAGCAGACGCAGCAACUGCAGCAGCAGCUGCAGCAGCUGCAGCAGGUGGCGGUCCCCCGCUGGCAGCGUGUCUUUAUGUUGCAUGCAGCAGCAGCAACAACAGCAGCAACAGCAACACCACCAGCGUCAGCAGAACCCGGCGAUGCAGCAGCAGCAGCAGCAGCAGGAACACCAACAACAGCUGCUGCUGCUGCUUCAGCAGAGACAGAUGAGGCCAGCUUAAAGGAGCAGCAGCUGUUGCGGAGCAGCGAGUUGCUGCUGCUGCUGCGGGAACAGCUGCUGCUGCGGCAGCAGCAGCAGCAACGCUGUGAGCUGCUGCAGCUGUGUCUGCCGCAGCAGCUGCUGCAGCAACUGAAGAAGAAAGUGCAGGGGCCUUUGCUGCUAGAGAGCUGCUGCUACAUGUGCUUGACGCUGAUGGAGUUUUUAUUUGCGGUGUACGGACAGCCAAUCUUAGAAGACCUUAAAAUUAACCCCAAGACGGUGCUGAGAGACAGGGGGUUUGUGCGCUGGCUGGGGCGUUGUCUCUUUCUGCUGGGAGAUUUGCUGCUGCUGCUGUCUCCUUGGCUGCUGGCAGCAAACAAAGAGCAGCAGGCAGCAGCAGCUGCAGCAGCGCCUGCUGCUGACACGUCUACAGCAGCAGCAGCAACAGCAACAGAAGCAGCAGGAGCAGAAGCAGAAGCAACACCUGCAAUAUUCUUGACUGAGCAGGAGGGUUGCAGAGACAGUUUGCUGCUGCUGCAGCAGCGGCUGCAGCGGCUGAUUGCUGCUGCAGCAAAAGGCAGGAUAUCUGCUUCGUCUCCUUUAGAUGAAGUUGAGGCUGCAGCAUCUCAGCUGUCUGCUGCUGUGCAGCAGCAGCAGCUGCUGCAGCAGCAGCUGCAGCAGCAGCAGCAGCAGCAGGUGCUGCUGCCGCAGCUGGCAGCAGCAGCACACAAAGCCAGAGGCGCCGCCAUGUGGGGUGCAUGCACUGCAGCAGCAGCACUAGCGACUGGACACGAGACAGCAGCAGCAGCAACAACAACAAAAGAAGCAGCAGCAGCUGCUGCUGCUCUGCAGCAGUGGCUGCCGCUGUCUGACUCUGUUACCUGUCUCCUUGCUUCGCUCCCAGAGGGACAAGACUUCGGCCUCACAGACAGCAGCAGCAGCAGCAGCAGCAGCAGCAGCAGCAGGGGGUGCUGGUGGUUGCUCAGCAGCGUCAAGGGAGACGACCCCGAAAAGUUUGCUGCUGUCUGCAAGACGACUGACAAGUUGGCGCAGCAAGUGGCCGAAGGAGAAGACAGACGCACGACGGAAGCGCAGCAGCAAGAUAUACAGACGCUGUCGAGUUAUUUCCUUGCUGCUGCUGCUGCAUGCAAGUCGGGCCCCACAGCUGUCGCUAGUGGGGGUUGGGAAGGGCUGCUGCAGCAGCAGCACCAGCAGGUGCAGCAGCAGCAGCAGCUGCAGCAAAUGCUGCAGGAGACGCAUCAGCAAGUCGAUAAACUAAAGCAGCAGCUGAAGCAGAUUGAGGCCCUUCGUUCUAUCAUUUGGAAGCAGCAGCUGGAGCUGCAGCAGCUGCACAUUAGUAGCGCAGCAGCAGCAGCAGCAGCAGCAGAUGAGGACUUCUUCUCGAAGCUGCAGCUGCAGCAGCAAAUCCGCGAGCAGCAGCAGCAGCAGCAACAGCAAAGCCGCGAGAACCAGCAGCAGCAGCAGCUGCUGCUGCUGCAGCAGCAGCAGCAGCAGCAGCAAAAUGGAGACAGAAGAGACACGGGGACAGCUGAGGGCCUCAAAUUGGUGAAGGAAUUCAACACUCCGGAGGGCCCCUCUGGCUUUGGCGAGACCCCCAGCCCUGGGGCUUCGAAUUUCUUGCGUUGUUUCAGCAGCCUUAAGGAUAUUGCUUUUGUAGAACAGCUGCCGCAGCAGCAGCAGCAAGAGCAGCAGCAAGAGCAGCAGCUGCAGCAGCAGCAACCAGCUAUGCGUAUCCGCCUCCAGGGCCUGCCGCCUUGGCUCAGCUCUUCUCCUGCUGCUGCAGCAGAUGCAGCAGGAACUGCUGCUGCAGCACAAGCAGCAGGUGCAGGUGCAGCAAAAGAUGCAGAUACAGCAGCAGCAGCAACAUGCAGCGCAGCAGCUACAGCAGCAGAAAACGUCACAAUGAAACUCAUAGUUAGGGAGGAUCAGUUAGCGCUGCUUUAUAAACGCAUUGCUGGCAUGUAG